AUGGCGCUCGACCAGCAGCGCAAUUGGACUAUCUCCAUGGCCGAGAGCCUGCAGGCCACAAAGGACAAGACAGCCGCCGCCGCAAAACCACACGAGCAAUCAACAGCAUCAUUCCCAAUCAGAGACGACGACCCGAAACCCCAUGGAUACCACUCGACAGAACCCGCAUACCUCCCCGACGAACUCGUACUCGAGAUCCUUUCCUACGUCUCGCACACGCCCGAAGCGCAAAAGUCUCUCCACACCUGUUGCUUGCUAUCGAGGCAAUGGUAUACCGCCGCUCUGCCCUAUCUCUACGCCUACCCGAAGAUAUAUGGCAAAAACUACGACCCCUUCGUACGCACCUUGUGCCCUUCGAUCAAUCUUAGAGUCAAAGACAGCCCUCUAGCCAGUCUCGUCAAGGUGCUGAACUUGGGCCUACUGGUCCAUCACAGUAGCAAGAGUGUGACUGCAAGGGUCCUGCGCAGGACAGAGGCCAGUCUGGAAGAGUUUGUCGCGCCACAAGCCUCGUUUGCAAUUAACAGCUUUGCUGCCUUGUCAAAGUCGCACAAUCUUCGCAGUCUUGACCUCUCCCUUGUGUCGGAAGCACAACCUUUGGACAAGCUCUUCAGCUCCCUCAGAUCACUGAAACAUCUCGAGCGUCUACGCUUCCCACGCUCUUCGGGCUUCGGCGCAAAGACUGUGGAUCCUGACUCGAUCAUUUGGCCUCCUGCUCUCAAAGAUCUUUAUCUCAGCGGUGGCAUCGAUGCCAACUUCCUCUAUGGCAUCGUCCACUUCCCUCCCUCUCUGGAACGUCUGACCAUCGAGCACUGUCCUCAAGCAAAAUCACACGCGAUCCGCGCACUCCUCACCACUCUCUCACGCGCUCGCCUACCCCUCAAGUCACUCUCCUUGUCACACUUGCCGCGACUGGGCAUAAGCUCUCUGGACCCUGUGCUUGGCCUGUUUCCAGACCUCGAAGAGCUUAGUGUCAGCGUCGACUAUAUCACUCCUGCAAUCUUCAAUCCGGAUUUCCAAGAAUGGCAGUCAGAGGACACUCCCAACUUCACAAACCACAAGUUGCGCACGCUCGCUUUCACCAACUCUGGUAACCCUGGUGUGGACGACAAGUUCUCUCCGAUUGACGUUCUCUUGACACUGGACGAAGGGUCAUUCCCGAACCUGCGAAAGGUCAGGAUUGCAAGGAGCUUGGGAUGGGAGCGUGGUGAAACACGAGACGAGACCGAAGCUCUGAUUGACAGACUGGUCGAACUCGGAACAAAAGACUACGAGGAAAAGACGGGUGUGUUUGCUGCCAUGUCAACCCACCAGUGGAGAAAUGCCAAUUGGAAAGAUUGGGCUGGUGUUUGGAUCAUUGACUAG
This is a messenger RNA of Aureobasidium pullulans EXF-150, 1362 nucleotides long. RefSeq lists its product as uncharacterized. Lineage: Eukaryota; Fungi; Ascomycota; Dothideomycetes; Dothideales; Saccotheciaceae. Gene Ontology annotation, molecular function: protein binding. The record is from RefSeq and is a predicted model, not a curated record. The coding region runs from base 1 to 1362 and encodes 453 amino acids. The transcript has a single exon.